CUGUCACUAGUGCAAACUUUAUCCUAACUUCUUCUGUGCCAACUUGCUGCACAGCUUUUCCAAGACUUGAGCUUGAUCCAUUUUGUGAACAGAAUCUAUUUUGUUCAUAAAUCCUGUGAGAGAAAAAGGAAAUCAUUACAUCAUACUGUGAUUAAAGAUUUAGUACCUUUUUAAAAUUAUGAAUUCAUGGGAAGGCAGUGAGCAUGGGAUUGAGUUUCAAGUUCUCAGGAAGAAUAUGCUUUAUUGUUCAUAAAUCCUCCCACUUCUGCUACACCCAACCUUUCCUCCUUCCUUUCCACUCCACCCUGUCUUAAUUCUUUGCUGUGCUCUCCAUUCGGUCAUGCUAUUCAAAUGCCACUGCUGUGUACCAGCAGCAUCACGGAUUUCUGUUCCUCAGCCUUCACCACACUGUUCCUGCAGGGAGCCUUGUUUUUUAUACAGAGUUCUGUUUGCCUCUGAAGCUCUGAGGUGGAGGAUGUUCAUUGUGAAGAGACUGCUGGAGACCAGCUACACAGUGCCAACAAAUCUCUUCUGCAACUAUGUAAGCUAAGCCACUCAUGACUUGGCCAAGUUUGUGCACGUUUUCUAGGCUGCCAAACUUGAACACAUUACUAAAAAGCACAGCUUUAAUUAAAUGGUUAUAAACAUUUUCUUAAUAUGAAAGAAAUGUGUAUUUCUGCUAAUUUGUUUUUGGAAAUGACGGAACUACUCUUGAUGGAACUUAAAAGAAAAUCACUAGCCUGAAUAAGGAAGUCAGUGUAGGAAAUUUCAGCUCUAACAAUUUCAGCUUGGCCAAACUAAAAGCAACUGAAACUGAGUCUUAUUGUUUGAGACCCAGCUGCAGAAAGCCCUAACAAAACUGUAGGCAAUAGCCACUUUACAUAUAUAGAAAUAGGACUGUGUUCCCAGCCCAUAUCUUUGAAAUUAUCAAUGUUUAAUUUUCUAAGAAAAUAAUGUUUAUGCAAUCACACAUCUGUGUGUUUGCAUAUUUCUGCCUCCCUUCUCCAUCACAUUUUUUAAUUCAAGGCUUAAUUUCAUUGAAUAAUUUACAUUGGAAGCAGCAUCUACACGUCACCUUUUCCAGCCUCCCACCUAAAGCAGGGCUAACUUCAACAUUAGAGCAGGUUGCUCCAGGCUUCGUUGAUUUUUUUAAUACCUCUGAGGAUGGAGUGUCCACAACUUCUGUAGGCAGCCUCCUUCACAAACUUAUUUUCUUGCAGAUUGCCUUGGGACUCCUUUUAUAAAAAAUACUAAUAUUAAUGUGCAAAUAAACUGUUCUGUCAACAUAUCUUCAUCAUUUUCUGCUGUAUCUCUUCAAGGUCUUGCUGUGAAUACAAAACCAGUUAUUUCAACAAAAAUGUACUUGUUUCUCCAACUCCAACACUUGCAAGAUUUGAAAGUGAAUCUAGGAAAAAAAAAAGUUUCUGAAAGAGAUGGGAAACAUUCCAAUUAGGUUUUAUUGUGUCAUCUGUAAAAAGGUCCCACAGUGUACUUUCCUGAUUCAGAUUCCACGCUUCUGCUCUGAGUAAUGUUCCAGCAGGCAGGAUGCUGGGGAUGGGGCGCCCAACACAAAACCCUGCUGGAGCAUUGAGCAGGCUGGACAGUCAGAAAACACAUCUGAAAAGUAUUUGUCUGCAAUAUCAGCUGUAUCUUCUUCUGAACAGCCAUUUCUUUUGCCUUUUAAAGAAUGAGAUGGGACUAAUCAUCUUCUUCCUAUGUGCUUAUGUACCAAAGACAGCAGCAGGUCAUUGCAAGUGGGCGGAAGUUCUGAAAGAUUUGGAGCAGAUCAAGACAUCCAAAGACAUUGAUGUCAGUUUAUAUACUGCAAACACAGAUGAGGGUAAAGAAUGUCAAGAACCUGUAAUGAGAUGCUUUUUCUUAGAGACGGAAGUGAUACUUCAAGAAUGUCUUAUCAAAAAUUGUAGUAAAACACAGGAUGUAUGGAACAUAUGGAAAAAUGGAAACGCAAGCUUAGAAAAUAACAAGUUGAAUUCCAAAACAUCAGCAAAAUGCAAAGAAUGUGAAGAGUAUGAAGAAAAAAAUUUUACAGAAUUUAUACAGAGUUUUGUAAAGGUUAUACAGAAGGAAUGCAAACACUGACCAAAUGACACAAGCUGGGAACCAAGAUUCUUCCACAAACACCCUCAGAGAAAUUAGAUUAUCACCAACAAUAAACUGGAAAGAACAUCACUUACAAUCCUACUUACAUAGCAUAACACGUAAACAAAGAAUAAUAAAAUCACUGUAAUUCACAAUGUGUUCAUAACUGAAUACAUACAAAUGAUAAUACUUAGGAAAUAUAAAUGACAGGAGUUUAACAGUGUUUAAAGCUUCUUCUUGACUUAAAGUAAGUCUUUUGGUAAGUCCACCAGAAAAGAAAUCCUGCCUAAUUUACCAACCUUUCACAAAAUUCUCUAAGAAGAUCUCAGGGUAUCUGCAGUAGGAACCUCCUCAUGAACAUCAGUUCAGGGCUAACUGAAUGGGGUUUCAGAGAAAAGCUCUUCUUUUAUUAUUAUUAAUAUAAAAUUAUCAUAACCUUUUAAAGCAUUUGGCUAUAGCUAUUUUUGUUAUCUGAAAACUGUCCCUUUACCAUCUGUGCUCCUAGAAGAUCCUAGCUCAUCUCUCACUUCUGUUGUUAGUCAUGUCUGACAGUUUUCCUUGCAAUUUUUUUUUCUUAUUAACAUUCCUUCAACGAACUAAUGUCAAACCACAAGCUGAGGCCUAUUUGUCUCAAAGGUCUAUUGGCUAUCUCUUAAUAUAUUUAUUUCUACUAUGGUUUUCAGGUAAACCCAAUUACUUCUUUUACCUAAGAAUUUAAAGUCAAAAGUUAGAAUAUUUCUUUAAAGAUUCUUCCUUACAUUUUUUCCCUUUUGUACAAUGGUAGCAUAAGGGCAUUAAAAGUUACCUCCAGUCUUCUCAACAGAAGGUAAUGCUGGUGCUUGGUUCCAUUGUCCAAUGACAGAACAUGCUUUGUUACUUCAUUUGCUACCUCUGACGCAGACACUACCUUAGUCAUUAUGGUAAUUACUACAGUUCCUUUAGCAAUUACCAAAGAUUUCAAUCUAAAUUUCAACCAAAGAAAAGCAGCGUAAAUUUCAUUCUCUGAAUAAAGGAGGUGACCAAAUCUCUUACACACACCACAUCUCUUACACAUUUCUUAGGUAGAAAUCUUUCCUACGUAGGAGAGUUUGUAACUUUGGUCUCCUUUUGGGGCAAGAACUUUGAAGGCAGGAAUCACUUUUGACCAGUUAUUGGAAACCAUGAUAACCGUAUUUCUAAGACUCAAUGCCUCACCUGUCCCCUGUUAGUUCUGAAAUGUUACAUAGUCUUCUUUCAGCUCUUUCUAAAGUAACUGCUUUCUUCACGAUUCAUAACCACGUCAUACCAACUGCUAUCCAUAAUAAGUAAUUCUUUCCUCCAGGCCCCUCCAUUUCUCCAUCUUCAUUUGUGUGCUGGUUUCGGCUGGGAUAGAGUUACUUUUCUUCAUAAUAGCUAGUAUGGGGCUAUGUUUUGGAUUUGUGCUGGAAACAGUGCUGAUAACACAGGCAUGUUUUAGUUAUUGCUUACACAGAGCCAAGGGCUUUUCUGCUCCUUACCCCACCCCACCAGCGAGCAGGCUGGGGGGGCACAAGUUGUUGGGAGGGGACACAGCCAAUAUCAUAAGAUUUGCUUUUCUCACAGUUAUACUUAAAGAUGACUGAGCUGCCAACCUCUUCCUUGUAGUAUUGGGAAGACAGGAAAAAUGAAACAUCCACUACAGGACUGAAAGAAAACAGGAGGAAGGAAAAAGAAGUGAGAGCCACCUUAAAUAAUAACAGUGAAAUCAAAAUUAUUGCAACUCACUGUGAAUCUACUGCAUCAGUUCUUUCUAAGUAGCAGAAUUUGGCAAGGGGCUGGAUGGAAAUAAGGAUAUGCCUGCAAUUUCGAAGUUAAACAGUAAAUUUCAAAGAGUAUUUCCCACAACUGCAGUCAAAUCAUUCAUGACUUUCCCCUAACAGGCAUCAAAGGGGGCUUUUGGAAAACUUUGGAAAUUCCCAUCCUGAGUCACUGAGCCAAGGUCAUGAUGGGAUGUCUUGGCAGGAGGAUUAAGAAUGUGAGAAUGAACUAGCUGCUGAGAACAAGUGGAUGAAGCAAAAGCAAGAGACACAAACUUCAUUGUAUCCUCAAGUCAGUAUUGGUAUUCUUGAGAAUAGAAAUAGUAUUAAUUUUUAUCCAAAGUGGCCUUCACUUGCAGCUCAUCUAUAUGAAGGUGUACCUUACUAACAACGGAAACAGCAUUGCAUACCAGAAUUUCUGUACAUCAGAAGACUGAUCAACAUGACACUAAGCCAUACUUAAAAGGAAACUAUUCUGUAGUGUGUAAAGAGCUACACCUUCUCGAGAGGCAGAGAAAGAGCAAUUAAACUUUGCUGCUAUGCUCUCUAUGGAAUAUUACAUGCACUUAAGGAGGAAAAGAAAGCCAUAAAUGAGUAGGUUAUGUAUUUUGCAAUAAGAAGAUCAAAUCAGCAUCUCUAAGCUGUUUCCUUCCAACUAUUUUCCUCCAAAACCUGGAAAUGUUGGAGAAUUCUCAUCUCCUCAUCAAAAGGCUUAAUUAGACCAAUAAUCAACACCUUAAAGACAGACAUAAAGAAAUAAAAAUCUUCCAAAACCUCACCCUCUUCUGAAUGCUUAUUAGAGGUGGUAUUUUCUUGGUCAAGUCAAGCUGAUCAGGAAUCAAUUGGAUUUGUAAAAAUGGGGGAGAAGAUGGGCACAUACAAUAAAGAAUGAAAUAUCUGUUUAAAUGACUGGCUUAUCUGUACCAUGGCAUAGGUAGGUCACUACCUCUAAAAGUGAAAAAAUAGGGAAAAAAAGGAAUGAAGUUAGAAAAUAAACAGAAAUCAGGGAGAUUUCUGGGAAAUUUCUUGAGAAAUACAUAAGGCUAAAGAACCUUAUUUUAACUUUAGCAUACAAAUGAAUAUCUUAUCUUGGUUCUCUUCCUUCUGAGUCUGAAUCAGAUUUUCUCAGAGAUGAGUGGUGACUAAUUAUUGGGUAAAAGCUUCAAAGUCUCAGCCAGAUGGUGAAUGGGGAGUGAAGCAGUUGAAGAAAUGUCAGGAGUUAUCUCAUGUAUGAGGCAUAAUCUUUAGAACAUGUCUUUGUGGACAAAAGAAAUGAAUUGAUGUAAAUACCUUCAUCCUCAACUAAUUUAUUAGAAUCCAUUUGUAAAAACAUAUGGCCAAGAGAAAUGGUUCAUGACAGAGUUCCUAUCAACUGUGACUCUAAUGCUAUGUCACCCAAGAAAAGAAUUUAAUCUUUCGUGCAAUUCCUUCAAAAUCUGAUUUCCCUGGGGAACAUAACCAGGUUUAUAUUCCAACGGGAUGUCUCCACAGUUCUUGCAAAUUUCCAAAACCAAGUAUUUACUUAAGAUUUAUCUUCUAAUACAGCUAGUCUUUCAUCAUAUUCAAAUUCCCCAGGCAAGAAAAAACAACAGCAUGGUUUCACUCCCAGACUGUAAUUCCAUGAAGUCCUGAAACUUUGCCCCUUUGUUUCUUUUCCUAGUGAGACUCAAUACUCCUGCAAGCUUUCCACUUCAAUACAUACAGACCAGAGUUCAAUCUCCAUGUACAAUUACAGAAACUCGGUAGUAACCCAGAUAAACCAACCUGCUACGUGGCUUAAUAUAUCCUCCAGCAACCUCACUUUCCUUUCAUAUGUCUCACAUCAACCACUUUUACAGCAUAAAAAGGAUUAUCUGCACUUUCUUUUGAGCAGAAGAGUAUUCGUCAAAGUUACAGGCUUUAACAAAGUUUGCAGCUGACUGAAACUCUUCUGCCUUACAUCACUUCUCCCGGUGCCAUUAGCUUCUUUAGCAUAAAAAGAGGUUCAGUAAUUCUGACUUCCUACUUUGUGAUUACAGUUUUACACAAAAUACUGCUUUCUUUAAACCUGAUGAAAUGGACCUGAGAAUAGCCAAAGUUUGUUCAGUGCCAAAACUUUCUAUAUCUUUCUGUAAGUGGCCGUGCCUUUCAGAUUAAAUAAAUGUGCAUAAUAUAUGAUAUGGAAAACUAUCUGAUGCUCAGGGGGUCAACAUGCAGCACAUAUAUAUAUAAAAAUAAAAAUACAGUUUUAUAUAUGUUAAAAAGCAUAUCUAUAGAUACACUCUAUUUUAUGUUUUGAUUAUUCAAUCUUCCUAUGAAUCUGUAUUUUCUGGUGUUUUGUUUGCUCUGUCCAGAUGGUAAAUUUACCAUUAAGUAACCUGUGCUGAUUUUUUUUUCUAGUAGAAAGAAUUUUUUUUUUUCUAAGUUAUAUUUAUGAACAAAUAUGUGCAGCUGUUUUAUAUGAUGAUACAUUAAUAAUGUUGCUUUUGAAUAGACACUGGUCAAACUCAAUUAUGAGAUAUGGUCUACGCCAGAACAUAUUAAAUGAUGAGAACUGUGGUAAUGUUAGAAUAUAGUAAUAAAAUAAUAAUAAUAUAAUAAUACAUAACCAUAUUGUUUAUGAGUUUAUGACACACAAUAUAAUCAUAAUCUAAUAAUAAAAUAAUGUUGCUUUAAUACAAUAUAAUCACACUGCUUUAUGUGUUCAUUCCCAUACUGUUUAUGAUCAAUAAAAUUCCUAACUCUGCUUAUUCAA
Molecule: messenger RNA, 6609 nt
Organism: Aquila chrysaetos chrysaetos
Lineage: Eukaryota; Metazoa; Chordata; Aves; Accipitriformes; Accipitridae
Gene: IL15
Product: interleukin 15
Exons: 8
Coding region: 1546-2100 (184 amino acids)
Biological process (GO): immune response; neutrophil activation; positive regulation of immune response
Cellular component (GO): extracellular region
Molecular function (GO): cytokine receptor binding; cytokine activity
Source: RefSeq, a predicted model, not a curated record